CUAUAACCGCGAAAAUCGAAGUUCGUCAAUUGCGGGCAUUUUUCUUUUUUUAAAAGAGAAAGAUCCCCACAAUUAGCGAAUUUCGGUUUUCGCGGUAGGCCCGCUGAUUGUAGUCUACAUAGUACAUAGCAUACAGCAAGAGCGCUUCUGCGUAGUAUUAUUUAGAGAUGAAGAUAACUAAAUUUAGAUAUUGCGAUGUUUGCAGUAAACCCCUAUUAUAUGCAACAUUUAGAUUCCAAUAAGUACCUGCAUACUUUUGAAAUAUUAAAUUUAACUUAGUUAUCGCAGCAGGGCCGUGAGUAUUAGGUUUAAAACCGUCAAGCCAAAAAAAUCAAAAUCAUGUAGUGUAAUAAUACGGAUACAAAAAUAAUUACAAAGAAUUAAUUGCAUGGUUUUUAUGAUAAACUUAAAUAUAUAUUUAGAUCUAAUAAAUAAAAGGAAUGUGAAUAAAAAUGAGGUUAGAGUGAAAAAUCUUUGCGUUUACAUUGCUGCCAACCGUAAUCUUUUGUUUGAUAAAAACUUGGGGUUGGCGGGGCGGGGAUGUCCAACUUGGAAAUUACCAUAACGGAGUUUACGGAGUUAUUUGAAUACUUAUUGUACCUCUAUGUUUGGUUAGAAACUAUUUGGAAAGUAAAAAUGUAAAAAAGAUUUAAGUUUAGUCCCUAUGAAAAGUUUUUAAAUCAAAAUUAUUUCUGAAGAAAACUUUCUGUAACAGCUUGAAAUGAGCGUUGGUGUUGUAGAGUCCGACUCGGGCGACUGUUUAACCGACUCGAACUCCGAAGACUAUACAGACACGAGUACUGAUGGUUCAAACUCUAGUUGUAGCAGUGAUGUCGAAUCAAAUCAGAAUGGCCCCUCCUAUACCAAGCAAUCCAGAAAAAAGGUAACAUUAAGUAUGCAAGAUAUUUUGAGAGAAAUGGUUAGGAAAAGGAUGCUACUGGGUGAACAGGAGAUGGUAUUAACUUAUGCAGUUCAGGAUGUUGAUAAUGAUUAUGAAAAAAAUACAGUUUUAGAUGUCCUUGACCAUCCUACAGACAACCUGAAAUUAUUUGCUAGUUUUUUACAUUCCUAUUCGCCUGAUGCUUAUCAAUAUAUUAGAGAAAAUUAUAAUACACCCCUGCCCAGCAUCAAAGUGUUAGGUAGUUGGCUUGAAAAUGACAAGUUUAACCCAGGAUUUACCAAACAAGCUUUUGAAAUAUUGGAAAAAAGAGGUGUCCAGAAUGGCAAGAGACAAAUUUUCUCACUUGUGGCUGAUCAUCUCCAAAUGUUUGUCCGAAAUCGAUCUGUGAAUGUUGAUGUGGGCGCUGGCCAUUUAGAUGGUGAUUUUGAUGAUGAAACUGAAGGAAGGGAAGCAUAUGUAAUAUUGAUUGUAAGUCUAGAGGAAAACUGGAAAAUUCCUGUGUGCUAUUUAAUGUCUGAUAAUAGUUUGAACUCUAGGGCCAAGGCAAAUUUUAUCAUGAUGUGUUUGCACCGCAGUCAUGAGGUUGGUGUUGAUAUUGUGUCCAUUACAACAACUACAAGUGUAGCAAAAGCCCUAGGUGGUCAGCUUGAUAGUCAUAGGAAAUUGAAAACCACCUUCAAACAUCCAGUAUCAGGAGAUCCAGUAACUUUGUUUGUCGACCCAACCCUGAGUCUUAGAAGCCUUUAUCAGACAAUUUGUUCAAAAAAAGUUUUUUUUAAUGGACAAAAGGGAAAAAUAUGUCAAAACUUCAUUGAACAGCUGGGUAAAAUUCUUUCAAAAAAAACAUUCCAGUUUAAUUUCUCAACUGACAUGCUAGACUUGAGGAAUAUGCUUUUAAAGAUUGACCUCAUCUCUGAACUGAUGUUACCGAGUCUAGGCACUGCACUAGAAAUUUGCAAAAAUAGAUUGAAGCUCCCAAAUUUUGCAGACUCUGGCCCAACGAUAGAAUACAUCACCAUGAUCAACACUUUGUAUUACAUUUUGUUUUCAAAAGUUGGUCAAUCUGGCUAUAAACAACCUAUUUCUCAAGAAAAUGGGAAGGAAAUUAUUGAGUUUCUGGAUGAGUCCAAGAAAUACAUUUCUUCACUUAGCUAUGAAAAACAAGGAAUAGGAAAGCAGCUUGCUGUGGAAGACCCUCAUUUUAUUGCAGAAGGAUUUAAAGGCUUGCUGAUUAGCAUUGAAAGCCUGAAACAUUUAUACAACAAUUUUGUGGCAAAAGGGAUUAUAAACUGCAUUCCUAGUAAUUGGCUCAGCUGGGAUCAAAUGGAUGAAUUCUUUGCAAUUAUUCGCAAACUCAAUCCUCGUGAGGAUGCCAGUAAAUUCCAAAAAAUAUAUACGAGAUUCUUUGAUGAUUUGAAGUCUAGUAUAACAGGCUGUAUUCAAAUAGAGAGCGCCCCAGCAAACCUUUCAAAAACCCUUAAGGUAUCUCUGGAUGCCAUAAAAAAAUCCAGUGGCAAACACGCUUUCGACGAAAGUUAUUCAGUUGUUAAAGAAAAGCGACGCAAAACUGAAGACGACCAGAGAGCGUUCGUGAAUACUACCAAAUUUGUUAAACUUCUGGAUAAGGGACAUGACAAAAUGGAGAAAUACCAAAUGAUUGGCUACAUAGCUGGUUAUAUGGCGGUUGAGUUAGCAAAAUACCUGAGAUGCGAAGAAUGCAUAGAUGGAUUGGUCACGAAUGAAAAACUUUGGUUCCAUAAGAACAUAACUUCAAAAGAGUUAAAGGGGGUAUGCCUGCCAAGUGAAGAGCUGUUUAGAAUCUGUUGGGAAUGUGAACGAUCAUUAUGUAUUAAAAUGAACACCACAGUGCAGCGGCGUCUCUUUUCUCGUGCACUUAGCCUGCCACCGGCAACUCAUCGUAUCCACCAUGUCUACUUGACGAAAGCCGUCAUGGCCAAGUACUUGCAUUUCCGUCGUGGCCAAGACGAACCGCGCAAGACAAGGUCGGCAGGACUCUGCAACAAUCUUUUGAAUAUAUGAUGGCGAAUGUAGUGUAAAAGUGAUGAUACUGAUGAUUAGGUUAUGCACAAACUGGUUUUUGAUAAUAAUGAUAAUGCAUAAGGUACCGCCUACAGUCAAAUUUGCACAUUCAUGCAUUAUGAUAAAGUUUUAUUUAUUGUAUUUUGGACAUGCUAUAGUUUUAGUUUCGUCUCUUUUAUUUGUUUCUACCUGACACUAAAUAGAUUGUGACUGUUGAAGUAGAUGGCGCUGUAUGGCACUAUAUAGUCCAAAUUAAUUGUCCAGUACUUUUGGAACAUGGUUAAUGAAAUAAUGAAUGUAUAGACAUUUAGUAUGGACAGUUAGUGUUGCCAUCUAUAUGAUCUGCAACAAAACUGUUUUUAUUAUUUACUUGUCUUUGAUUCGUAAUGUACUAAUUAUUUAAGUUGACAACUAGUACAAGUCCUUACCAAAAUUGUUACAAGGUAGGUAGGUAAUUGAUAAAAUAGUAAGUAUGAAAUUCGUCUGAACUGAACCCGCAUGGAUUUACUCUUUAAUAAAUGGGUCAUUUUAUUCAUAGUUAUACUUACACUUAUUAUACUUUUUUUAGAUAUAUGAAUUUCUCAGAAUCAGCGAGCUCUUUCUAUCAUAAUAGGAGAAAAAAGUGUCCCAAGGUUUUUGUUUCCAUUCUGUUCCCUUUUUUCAUAGACUUUGUAUGGCGGCAACGGAAUGGAAAAAUAUCAAAAAAAUUAUGUAAAUUUUGAACACUUUUUUUAUCCUAUUAGGAUUGAGAAAGCUCGUGAUUAUGAGUAGAAAUAAUAUAAAAAAUACUAAUUUGAAAAAAAAAAGCGUAGUGUAUAAUAUAACUUUAAAUAAAAUUACCCAAAUCUCUCAUAUGGAUACUCGACACGAUUGUUGAAAUCGAAACAAGACAGAAUUACAAAACAUGGGCCAUUAUACUUUUCGUUGUACAUACGUUUUUGUAAUUUUUACGUAAAAUGAAUAUUUUAGAAUAUGUGGACAUUACUUUAAUUUUGUUUUAUGAUGAAGAAAGACGCUUCCUAUGCCAAUAGCUUUGUUCAAUAAAUAACUACUGUAAAUAUUCUUAAUCACAGUAAUUCAGUGGUCCUUGAUUGUCUUAGUUACCUAUGUAUGAAAAUAAGGCAUUUACCAUUGCAGUGCCAUCUUUUUACAUUAAUCAAUAUGAAUAUUGAAUAUAUAUGUAUGAUAUGAAUUUUGGUGAACAAAUUCCUGUGAUUUGCUUCGGGUACAAUCUGGGAAUACAAUUUUUAAACACGAAUUCAAUAUCUAUCAUACUUUUUAAAAGGGCGAUAGAUUAAUUAAAAAAAAAAAAAAAAACCAUCCCGUCUUCGUUAACUGAUUAGAACUAAGAUUUAAAGGCACUUCAGGGGGCCAAGUCUGCUAUUUCCAUAUAUAAUUUAUGUUUAUCUUAGCGUUUCGCUUCGUUUUGAUUCCGCAAACGAUUGUUAUCUGGGUUAAGCCGCCA
Messenger RNA from Cydia pomonella (codling moth), 4406 nucleotides. RefSeq lists its product as uncharacterized. The transcript is spliced from 2 exons. The record is from RefSeq and is a predicted model, not a curated record. NCBI's taxonomy places the organism in Eukaryota, Metazoa, Arthropoda, Insecta, Lepidoptera, Tortricidae. Bases 722 to 2941 code for a protein of 739 amino acids.